AUGGGCAAACGAGGGAAGCGAGCUGGGCGACGUCGCCGGCCUCGCGACACAGAACGUGAAGCCCAUCGGCCCCCGAAGAGAAUCCGCAACGCGGGGACCGAAGGGGCUGAUUGCAGUUCCUCCUCUGAGAGCUCGGAAGGCUUAGGCAUCGACUCUGGGGCUAGACCAGCUCGACCUCUUACGGUGUUCUCAGUUGGCGCCGCCAGCAUGGCAUCCACCACCAAUCCGGCUUCGGGCUCCCAGCCUCCUGCUUCCGGGCCACGUGCAGAGGAUGCAGACCAGUUUUUCGAUGUCAGUGACCUUCGAGUCGAAAGAUCUCCGGAGGAGUUCAUGGCACUUGCUGCAGCCUUAGGACGCAAUUACGCUGUCCCGGCUUCUGCCUCCACCCGUCAUGAACCUGCACAUCGACCUCCGAUGCCACCGGUCGCCUCAGUGCGGAGUCAUACAGGUGGAAGGCACUGGCCUGCAGGAGCAUUGCCGCCUCGACCGGGACCUCCAGAGCAUUCGGCAAGUGAUCGUGGGGGCCCUUCUGCCACUAUAGCUGCCGAUCGGACUGAAGCCAGUUUGCGGCCACGAAGGUUUCCGGUCUCGGAAGUUCAAUUCCACACGGCGAUUGGUGGGGCAAGGGCGCAUGUAGGAGGGAGCUUCACUGGUGUGCAGACCCCGGCCGAGUCGCCCGAGGUGGAAAGGCCGGUUCGAGCUUUUGCUAAGCCCACACCUAAGGUGCGCGGACGAGGCCGCCCUGUCACCGCUGCUCCUGUUGCAGAUGUGGGGAUUUCGGAUAUUUCUGGUGCCACUGCAGGGACAGACUACAUCUCCCCUGCUACGGAGGAAACACCAGGACUCACGCGGGACGAGGUGGCUGCGCCGGUACCACCUGAGUCGACUUCACAUGCGGUCGAGUGUUGUACGGAGGAAACUACAGAGCCUGGGAUCGCUGGUCAAAUGGCAGAGGUUACCGCGCCGGUGGCAGAGGUAGCGAGGUCUGUACCUACUCUGGAUACCCAGGUAUGGGACGACACAUCAGAGGAGGACGAAGAGGAUGACCACGACGAUGCCGAGUUGACCAGGUUGCGUCGUCGGGGAGACUUGCCUGUCCGAGGGAACAUCUCCACCGGCCUACCGUCUGGAGUCGCCCGGCUGAAGCGUGAUCAAGCCACUGGCCGUAUCCGGGUAGUCAGACCUCCCGGCUAUCAUCUCGCCCAUGGCGGGCACACCAUCGCUGUCGACGAUAGCUUUGUUGUGUAUCUUGACGAGCUUAGAGGCUUCGACAGACGCCCGAACGAUGCGCGGCCGUACAUGCAGGGCCGGGAUGGGUCUGGAGUCUUCAGGAGCCGCGCGGGUGCAGGCGCCCUCAUUUGUUAUUUUAUGCUGAGGUUUAUUGGGACAGAGCUGUUUGCCUCCGACUUUGCCUGGUUGGAGGCUUCAUGUGUUCCCUCGCCAUCUAGCCACAGUGGCCCCGGUUGGUGCCAGGAGCAGCUCAGGCUGCUCAAUCAGAGUCUCAGUGUGCACAAUACAGGAUGCAGAAGCCUUGCCGGACAAGCUCGGCUCUUACUCGAGGCGUUGCCCUCCGCAGGCUCCCGCGAAGCCUCUGGGAACACGGGGAGUGGAGCCUGGUACAAGGGCCGUUGGUACGAUCAGAACAAUGCCUCGGCCUUACAGCAGCCACAGUCCCAGUACUCUUCGGAGUUUACCAGCUCUUUCACCCAGGUUCACUACGUUAUGUGGAGCCCCUGCCCGGACGCCUGCAUCGCGUACAAUUCAGUCGCCGGUCGCAGCCUUGUGAUCUGA
Molecule: messenger RNA, 1791 nt
Organism: Symbiodinium necroappetens
Lineage: Eukaryota; Dinophyceae; Suessiales; Symbiodiniaceae
Source: the annotation of a GenBank genome assembly